UUUUUGUUUUCGCGCCUAAAUCGUGUAUGUUUUGGUUCCAUGUAAAAUGUUUGUGUUUUGGUUGACUUUGCCUCUUGUGUGCUCUGUUUUUCUCCUGGCCAGAACUUCUGUGAAUCCAACCUAGCCUUCUGCUUACACUGUAAUAGAUGCUGACCGUGACUCCUCAUGGUGCUGACUCUCCACUGUGGAUCCCCCCUCAGCCUACCUGCAUGAGGAUCCCUGCUCCUCCUCAUGUGCUGAGCAGACAAGGCAGAGGCUUCAGUGUGUGAGAGAGAGUGUGUGAAGAGGAGGAAAAAGCGGUAGAAGAAGAGAGGUAGUCUGUCUGUGGUCGGAGUGUUGUUUAUGUUUGUAUGUUUCACCGUUGGACGGCUCGGUGAAGGGACACGAGGAGGAGGAGAAGAGAAGGAGGAGAGGAGGAGGAGAAAUGCUCUGUGUCAUGUCAGUACGCGUGGACCUUGACUGAUCACAGGGCAAGCAAAAGGCAGAGAGGAAGAGGAGGAGGAGGAAGAGAGAGGAACAGAGACUUUGGGCUCACUGAGGAAGACGGGAAGAAGAGGAGGAGGAGGGGGGAGGAGGUGAAGUGGGAGUCUGAGGCUCCGUUUUGCCGUGACAUUGCUGGAUAAACGGACCGUCGGACUGAGCACUCCUCAGUUGUGUGUCAACAGGAACUUGUCUUAGAAGAGCGAGUGCCCUAGACAGAAAGAAGCAGAGAGAGAGAGAGAGACUCAGGAAGAGUAAAGAUCUCCAACCCAGCUCAGGAGCAGGGACUGGACUUACUGAGUGUGUGAGUGUGUGUGUGUGCGUGCGUGUGUGUGUGUGUGAGAGAGAGAGAGACCGGUGGAGGGCAGAGGAGUGGAGGGCCAGGGGACUAACCUGGCCAUCAAACGGACUGGCAGCCUCUCCUCUCCUGGGAUCAUGUACCCUCAGGGCAGGCAUCCGGUCCCCUUGCAGCCUGGCCAGUCUUUUAAGUUCACAGUCCUGGAAACUCUGGACCGCAUCAAGGAGGAGUUCCAGUUCCUCCAGGCGCAGUACCACAGCCUGAAACUGGAGUGUGAGAAGCUGGCCAGUGAGAAGACUGAGAUGCAGAGGCACUACAUCAUGUACUAUGAAAUGUCCUACGGGCUCAACAUUGAGAUGCACAAGCAGGCGGAGAUUGUCAAGCGUCUCAGUGCCAUCUGCGCUCAGAUCAUCCCCUUCCUCUCUCAGGAGCACCAGCAACAGGUGGUCCAAGCUGUGGAGAGGGCCAAGCAGGUCACUAUGGCUGAACUCAACGCCAUCAUCGGGCAGCAGCAGCUCCAGCACCUGUCUCACCACGCCCCCGGCAUCCCUCUGACACCCCACCCGUCAGGCCUGUCGCUGGGCGCGGGGGGUUCAGGCCUCCUGGCGCUGACCGGGGCCCUUGGGGUCUCGGCCCACCUUGCCUCCAAGGAUGAACGCAACCACCUGGACCCUGAACACCUCCGAGAGGGAGCACCCAGCAGGAGUAAGUCAGUGUCAUCGACAGACAGUCAGCCUGCUGAGGAGCGUCAGGGCCCGUCAGGAGGCUACUCCUCCUCGCAGGGAGGAGCCGAGGCCAAGAGGAGGCGCUGUGAUGACAAGGAGCCCCUCCCACCCCACUCCUAUGACAGUGAUGGAGACAAGAGUGAAGAUAACCUGGUGGUGGAUGUCUCCAAUGAGGAGCCUAACUCCCCUGCUGGCAGCCCCCCUCACUCCCCUCAUGGGAACGGGUUAGACCGAGCUCCGACCUUAAGGAAAGAGCUUCCAGGUUCCCCAGGCCCUGGAGAGGCCCCCUCCUCCCCAAACCCCCGCAGCCCCACCCCUGGGAAGGCCAAGGACUCUGCACAGAUGGAUAAGUCCCAGUCUCCACUGUCUAAGUCUGGCACCCCAUCCCCGUCCCACCGUGAGGCCCUUACUCCUGGAGCUCCAGGAGCUCCAGGUGCCCCUGGCCCCAGCACCUCCUGCCUUCGCCUGGUCAGCAAAGCAGCGUCCGCAGCAGACCCCCUGGCUCUCCGCAGUCCCAUGUCCGUGCCCCCCGGUUCGUACCCGGCUCAUUUUGGGGUGGUGUCCCACGCAGGACUUAACGGUGAGCUGGCCAGUCCAGGAGGUUUCGGAGGGGCUCUCACCCUCUCCCCACAGAUCAGCGCAGCAGCCAGCGCCUACUCCCGAAGCCCCAUGGUGGCGUAUGAGUCCCGGUCUCACCUCAGGGCCCCGGGCCUGUCCUCCUCUCUGCCUGGUUCCUCUGGUGGCAAGCCCGCCUACUCGUUCCAUGUGAGCGCGGACGGCCAGAUGCAGCCGGUGCCCUUCCCCCCCGACGCCCUGCUGGGCCCGGGCAUCCCGCGCCACGCCCGUCAGAUCCACACCCUGAACCACGGAGAGGUGGUGUGCGCCGUCACCAUCAGCACCUCCACGCGCCACGUCUACACCGGAGGCAAGGGCUGCGUCAAGGUGUGGGACAUCAGCCAGCCGGGCAGCAAGAGCCCCAUGGCCCAGCUCGACUGUCUGAACAGGGAUAACUACAUCCGUUCCUGUAAAAUCCUCCCGGAUGGGCGGACCUUGAUUGUGGGCGGGGAGGCCAGCACGUUGUCGAUCUGGGACUUGGCCACGCCCACUCCCCGCAUCAAGGCGGAGUUAACGUCAUCUGCCCCGGCCUGCUACGCUCUGGCCAUCUCCCCUGACAACAAGGUCUGCUUCUCCUGCUGCAGUGAUGGAAACAUCGUGGUCUGGGACCUUCACAACCAGACCCUGGUCAGGCAGUUCCAGGGUCACACAGACGGGGCGAGCUGCAUCGACAUCUCCAACGACGGCACCAAGCUGUGGACGGGAGGGCUGGACAACACGGUCCGCUGCUGGGACCUCCGAGAGGGACGGCAGCUGCAGCAGCACGACUUCACCUCGCAGAUCUUCUCUCUGGGCUACUGUCCGACAGGCGAGUGGCUGGCUGUGGGCAUGGAGAGCAGCAAUGUGGAAGUGCUGCACGUCUCCAAACCUGAUAAGUACCAGCUGCACCUCCACGAGAGCUGCGUGCUCUCCCUCAAGUUCGCCUACUGCGGCAAGUGGUUUGUGAGCACAGGGAAAGACAAUCUGUUGAAUGCAUGGAGGACACCGUAUGGAGCCAGUAUUUUCCAGUCCAAGGAGUCCUCGUCUGUGCUGAGCUGCGAUGUUUCCCCAGACGACAAGUACAUAGUGACGGGCUCCGGGGACAAGAAGGCCACGGUCUAUGAAGUGGUGUACUGAGGGACGGGACGGGACGGGACGGGACGGCGUGCUCGGGGUGGUUUUCGGGUAGAGAGUUUGGGAGCGAAGGGGGAAGCCGACCCUUUCCCAAUCGCCUGUACAGUACAGCAGCAGCGGCGCCUCCCUCUUAGCUCUGCUUCCUUCCAAAGGACUGACACACACACCCCCCUUCCUCCUUUACACCCCCCUCGCCCUCCCUCUUCACCAAACACAUCACCACCACCCCCUCCCUCACCCCUCCCGUUUACUGUGAUAUAAGCUACUGUGGAAGCCCCUAUCUACCACCCCUCCCACCGCCAAGCCCCUCUGCCACUUUUUGCUCAAGGAUGAGGCAUGAUAGAAGGAGCGAGAGAGAGAGAGAGAGAGAGGAGAAACAGCAAGAUAAGGAGGACAAAGGGAAAGGGCGGUGGAGCAUGAAGAUAAAGACAGAAGGAGAAAGAGAGAAAGACAGACAAGAGAGAGAGAGAGAGAGAGAGCCAGAGAGCGCGGAAGGAAGAGAAAUGAAAAGGGGAGAGUGGGAAGAAGAAGGAGGAGGAGGAGGGAGGGAGGGUAAUUAGGGCUGUUUCCUGAUUAAGAGCUCAGUGGAAGGGAGGCCCCCAGAGGAGGCGCGGAGCGGCACUGUGGGAGCGCCAGCCAGGAGCACUGAUACCACACAAUCGAUUCAUUAGCCAGACAGUGGAAGCCUUAAUGAGGCUGACGCCGCAGCCCGCUCUCCCCAGCGAGAGGUGUCAGGAGCUGGGGAACGAUGACGCUCCGAGACGGGGGGGUGGUGGUGGGGGGGUACGGUGUGUGUGUGUGUGUUUGAGGGGGGGGGCUGCUUCGGAAAAUGCACAUAUUCUGACAUGAAACACAGACCCACACUCACGCAAGAGCGGGCGCACGCAUGAGCAUACACACACACACACUCCCCUUGAGGUAGUCGUACAAAGGAAAAGGAAACGCACGCGCGCGCAACACGCAGAGCACCCAAUUAAACAUUCAGCGCAGCGCUCCCCGUCUCACUGCUUAAUAUCUAUUUUAUUUUGGUCUGACAAAGGCGGCGUCUAAUGAGCAGUGGAGUCAAUGGGAUUCUCCCAGGGCCCAGAGACACAAACAGAGAACAUCAGCCGAGCUGUUCCCUCUAAUUCCUCUGGAUUGUUCUCCUGACACCGGGCGCUGCACUCACUCUCAUUAAAAGGCACUGUCAGCUAGAUGAAGUAGCAGCACGCCAACCUCACUGUAAGGCAGAGAGGGGGGGCAAAUUAAAACGACCAGUUUACGCCAUCAGCGGUCGGCUAAACAGCAACAAAUCCAAUUCCUUCCCAAUUUUUUUUUUUACUCGUCGGCCGACUCGUCUGGCUUCUCACGAUCAGUUCACCCGUAUCCAGAUGAAAACCUGUGCAGAAUGACAUGUCCACGUGCUACCUUUGGAAGUGCUCCGGCUAAAUCUUGUUUGAUAAGCUAUUGAUUGCUAUUAAUUGAUGCCACGCAGCUGAUUCUUCCUGCCCACCCCUCCUUGUAUCAUACUCCGAACUGGCUGGCAAAACUGUAUAUGGGAACUCACCGCUUCUGUAGAACAUGCGUCACCAAUGUGUAGAUUUAAAGGCACAUUCAAGCUUUUCUUUUUUUUUUUUUUUUUUUUUUUUUUUUUUUCUUUUUUUAGUCAUUGAUUUCAGUAUUUUUUAUGACUAGUGUUUGCUUGUCUUAUGUAAUGAUAUGUUUAUGUAUCGGGGAGGCUCCGGAUGCCUAUGACUGUGCUUUGGGCCGGGGUGGCAAGUUCAACAGAGAGGCACGCACACUCAUACAGACACACACACACGACCAUGUGGAACACCGGGGUGGGAAAAACACUUUUGUCCUUUUUUUUGUUUGUUUGUUUGUUUAUUUCCUUUCCUUUUAUUAUUAUUAUUUUUUUAAACCAGUGUACCUUGGUGAUGGUGACAGGCAGUGGGGCGCUGCAACAACAGCAGUCCUGUGAGGAGACAAAAUAGACCCUCCGCUUUUGGAGAAAAGUUCCUUCGCCUACUGCUUGUUGGUUUCUCUUUUGUUUUUUUCCCCCCUCCGUUCUUCGAAACAGACGUUGUAGUAAAAGCGUAGUUUACUCUGUUUUCAGUCCUUCUUGUGUAAUAAUGCUACUUCAGUGUUUCUGUUGAGUCUGUGGUCUGUGUACAGCAGGCGCUGGCUGGGACAUGGGAUACAGACUUGGCCAUCGAAGAGGUCCCGCUCGUUACUGCAUGCUUCCUCCUGCUGGCACCCCUUUCUCCACGACAACUGGACCAUUCUCCUUUCAUUCAGCCGCUAGCAGACGCGAGGAAUGGGUCCGCCGGCCAGUUGUUUCCGAGGCAUGAGUUUUAUGUUACAGUGCGCAUACUUAGUUCAGCUGUACAAAAAUUAAGAAAGAUUUGUCUCCAUUUCCUGCCGCAGCGCUUAACGCAGGGUGGAAGAAUUAUGGGGGACUUCUACAAUGGCUAGCUCUGUACCAGCGAGGGGGAGAGAGCUGGCGAUAAUAAGAUAUGUACAGUAAAAUGCCUUUUGCCUGCCUAUUUCCCUUUCCCUCGCUGCCUGUCAGCCAUUGGCAGACCUAAAUGAUAUUCUCAUACCCAAGCUUGCAUACUACUCAGAGUGACGCGGUGUAACGGCUAUGCAUUUGGUGGUAUGCUAGCGCGAACCAUUGGGACAUAGUAUUUGAUACUCUUCUCUCACUGUCAGUAACUGUUUCUCCCCUGCCUGUGCUUUCUCUGUUCCAACAGUUAAAAAGAAAAAGACAAAAAAAAAAAAACUUUUUUUUCUCCGUUGUACAAGCUCAUGAUUAGUACACUUUAAAAAAAAAAAAAAAAAAAGCCAAGGAACUUUUGUUUUUUUAAAUGCACUGUUUUGCCCUCCUGACGCGUUUCCCAUGUGCUGUACAAGAAAUACUAUGUGUGCAGAAAAAAAAAAAAAUAAACAAAACUUGUGUUCAUCUUUU
This is a messenger RNA of Myripristis murdjan (pinecone soldierfish), 6178 nucleotides long. It is a transcript of the gene tle2b, whose product is annotated as TLE family member 2, transcriptional corepressor b. The record is from RefSeq and is a predicted model, not a curated record. NCBI's taxonomy places the organism in Eukaryota, Metazoa, Chordata, Actinopteri, Holocentriformes, Holocentridae. The coding region runs from base 916 to 3234 and encodes 772 amino acids. The transcript has 22 exons. Gene Ontology annotation, molecular function: transcription corepressor activity; protein binding. Gene Ontology annotation, biological process: regulation of DNA-templated transcription; negative regulation of canonical Wnt signaling pathway. Gene Ontology annotation, cellular component: transcription regulator complex; nucleus.